Molecule: messenger RNA, 4853 nt
Organism: Cryptotermes secundus
Lineage: Eukaryota; Metazoa; Arthropoda; Insecta; Blattodea; Kalotermitidae
Product: neuromedin-B receptor
Exons: 5
Coding region: 860-2455 (531 amino acids)
Biological process (GO): G protein-coupled receptor signaling pathway
Cellular component (GO): membrane
Molecular function (GO): G protein-coupled receptor activity; peptide binding
Source: RefSeq, a predicted model, not a curated record
GCAUCCCGCAGUGUCUCGGGCCGCAUGCUUCAUCUCACAGCCUAUGCGACGUCAGUGGUUUUGUUCGCUAGUUUCUCGGGGGCUCUGGUUUCGUCAAUUGCCUCUCGCCAUGCCACUUUGCCCUUCAGAACCUUCGAAGAGUUCCUAAACAAUGGUUACUACAGGCUUGGUGUUCUUGCCAACUCUUCAAUAAUCAGCAACAUGAAGGAAUCAACUGAAAUUCCUUUACGAAAGUUAUAUGAAUCCAUAUUUCCUGACAUGAGUAGUCUCCCGAGAAGAAACAGUGACGGUCUGCGUCGUGCUUGCGAAGAUGAACACUAUGCGUACAUGUCGCCACUGUACAUCCUCCUGACUAAUGCUCCCAUCUGUACACUACAGACUGUUCCAUAUGCUUACAUUUCUUCAACGAAGGGCAUGGCGACAGUCAAGAACAGCCCAUAUCGACUGAUAUUAAAGCAAAAAUUUCGUUCCAUCAGAGAGUCUGGAAUCUUUCGUCAAAUUUGUAGUGUGACCCUGACCAACCUGCCACAGGAAGAGGGAACGGCGUUCCAGAGCGUCAGUCACAAUACAGUGUCGCCCCUCUUGGUUCUUCUGUUAACUGGCACAGGGGUGUCCAUUCUCAUCCUUGUAGUGGAGAGGAUGGUCAGCCAUUCGUUUCAUUGUACAGCUACAAGCCUACCUGCUAACAUGCACCAGCCAGCACUUGAUACACGCAACAGGGAGACUCGUCUCUGAGAGCAUCAGUUUAUGCGGUGCUGAAAGACCAACCCCGGGGGGAGGGGCGAAGGCUUGUAGAUCGAUGGACCCCGACGCCGACGUAGUGAAAGAGGACGGGUGGAAGGGGGGGUGACAGUGCGCAAUGUUCUGCGAGGAAGUGUGUCACGAGAUGGACCGCAUUAAAGAUGCUGUGAUGUUAUCCAAACGGAUCUGGAUGUUGAACAACUUCCUCUGGUUUCUGCUGAUUGUCCUGCCACACGUACGCUCAAACAUAACCUGUAACAUCAUAAAUAUACCCGACACAUGUUGGCACGAUGUACAGAAGCAAAACAGACACGCCUUGUACGAGGAAGCCAUGAGGAUCGCUCAGUGUUUAGUCAAUAACGCUCAGAAGUACGAUAACGGAUCUUCCACCAAUGGGACAGAGGAUAGAAGAACGGACAGCUUAGAAAUCGCCAAGUGUAUAGUGAGUGUUAUAGAAAUGGGUCACCAGGAUGUGGACAAAACUGAAAGUAACAAUCUUACAGACAGAUCAGAAUUAGAUUCGAUCUCAGUUCGGACACAUGAAGACCUCAACGAGUGUGACUGUUUCGUAUGUUCGGUUGCCAGAUAUCGCGAUGUUUUGAUAUUCAGAUAUAGUAAUCCCGGCUGCAAUGACACGUGUGGACUCACUGAAGCCGAAGCUCAGAAAACUGGUGAACAAUUCAUCACUGAUUUGAAGCAUAUUAGUGAUAUUUUCAUGUGCGUAAAUGUGACAGAUCGUUCGAUACAUCACUGGGUUCAAACAUUUGUAGAUAUUAAUAACUGUGACUUUCACCUUGACAAACGGACUGAAUUUGAGUAUUUGCCCACUGCCUUGACGUCAAAGCAGGUUGAUACAUAUUUUGGAAUUCCAAUUAAACAAGUUGGUGGAGCUCCCGGUGUUGUAAUACUUUCUUCGAUUUAUAUCACAGGAUUUAUUUUAAAUUGCAUCCUCAUCAGAAUAUUCAUAAGACGUGAAGAAAUGCGUAAAGGCAGUACAUUAAUCAUUAUAAACAUUGCAGUUGCUGAUAUUCUGAAUCUCAUUCUCCAUAACCCUCCAAUUGACAUUUUCCUAGUACAUUCUAUACACUCUCCUCUGUCAGUUACUUACGUUUUCUAUGUGAUAGUAGGUCUCAAUAUAUAUUCUGUGAUGAUGUUCAGCUGCCAUGUAUACCUGACAGUACUUCCGGUCAACAAUCGUCGUAAUUCCGGUUGGAAAAUAUUGAGACGAUACAGCCCCCACGCCCAUGCAAUUACAGCCCUUUUGCUUGCGUCUGUAGCUGCAAUACCAUUAAUCUCCGUGAUGGACGAGUAUUACACAGUGUCACUAUAUGUUCUGGUUACUUACUGCGCGUUCCCACUUUGCUUUUCCACGCUGUUUUCUGUGGGGACGUCUUUACAACUGGGAUCAUGUGUGCAGAAUGUUCAUUGUGGAUCCAGUGGUCACGAGACAGAGAGAAGUUUCCGUUCGAGGAAUGCUAACACGUUAGUGGCCCUGAUAGUGGUCUCAGCUGUCAGCUACGUUCCAUAUUGUUGUCUUCCCUUCAUACCCCCCUACAUAGGGGAGCAGCCUGAAGAUCACCCGUUUUUGAUUUCCUGGCUUUUUGUCUGGUUUAACUCAUUUGUCAACCCGAUAGCACUCUAUGUUGCUAAUAGAGACUUCAGACGUUCCUUCAAUAAGUAUGUAUGUUUCUGUUGCUGUAGCGGAAGGGACUGAUGUGAAACAUGUCACUUAUUUAAACAAUAGAAGUGGAAGUGAGGGAUCUGAAUUGUUUCAGUUUCAUUGAAUUUUAUGUUUCUCAACAUUUGGGCAUUCAUUUUUGGGGGGAUUGUAUUUGUUGAUUAUCAAUAUAAGUAUGCUGAAUUUAUAUUCUUUGUUUUAUCGUUUUCAUAUUUAUUUAAAUAUUUAUAAAAUAUUCUCUUUAAUGUUGCCUACUUCCGCUGCUGUAUAAAAAUGAUAUAGUAUGGUCUGAAAUGUUCCAAUUUUGAUGAUAUAGAAUUUCUCUUCUCUCGAAUCUCAUUAUGUAUAUAUCUUAUUUCACAUGAAAAUGGGGCUGAAAUAUGCCCCUUAUUUCCUCUUUCAAUUUUAAUUUUCUAUUCUUAUAAGAGAAUUUUUGCCUUUUAUUCACAGUUGGAUACCAAUCUAAGCCUGUCUGGAUACGAAAGGAAAGCUAUUACAGGACAUAUAUUUUUGCGUUCUUUCUUUCUAUGUCGUAAGGUAACUGACUGCGAAAUUAUCCUUGUUCUAAUACAUAGCCGAACUCGUGUGCAAAGCUGAAGCCCCACAAAUCACCGCACACCUCCCAGUUGUUUUACUAAAGUAAUCUUUGGCCUAAACUAGAGUUGCUUAUAUGACUUAAUUGCAAAGUGCGGUGUGAAUGCGCGUUGACCGUCAACACAGGCCAAUCGUCAAGUGGCGCUUCCAUCGGCGUUCCCGUGAACUCGUUGCAGCUGACUUGGAGAGGGUGUUUCUUCUAUUUAUAGAGAAAAAAUUGAUCAUAGUACAUGCAGUAAGCCUUCCAUAACUGUGUAAAUUGUUAGAUAGAGUUUAAGUGGAUGUUCGUAGCAACACAGACUUGACACACACCCUCGGUAAUAGUCAGGGUAAGCUGGCAUCAGUGUUUUUUUUAAAUAAAUUGUAGAUUUAUUAUGUUAAAACUACCAUGUUUAGCUCAAAAUUGUGAAUAUAACGCAUGUCUUCGAAAACAUGUAUUUAAAAUUACAACUGAUAUAAGUGAGUAUAUUUUAACAUUUUUUUCAACGGUAUGUUGUUCAGAAAUAUAUCUGAAAGUAAUUGUGAAACUGCGAUAGUAUUUCGAAGUGAUAAAUACGUAAGUUUGUAAUCAAUAUACAUUUUAGGAAUUUUUUAAUAUCACCAGCAGCCUUAAUUUGUCAUGUGACCAGAAAGAGAAACUAAUUUCCCUAUAAUAACGACACCAGAAGUAUAUCAGUUGCGAAAUGUAAAAAUGUGCUUAUCAUAGAUUUGCAAUACUUUAAGAGAAGUUGUAAGACAUUAAAUUGAAAUAAGAACAUAGAACUUUUGUUCAGUUAUUAUAUAAUGAUUGUCAAUUUUAUGUUAAUAAAUUUGGAACUUUUAAAAGAGUAUAGGUUAUCUGGAAAAUAUAGUCAGUGAUUCAAAGUGUUAUAUUUUAAUAGCUAUGUCACAAAAAGAAUGGAACAAAACAAGAAAUUACGACACCCACUUAGGACUUGCCCUGUAAUGUUACACAUAUUUCCAGUGUGUACUGUGGCAGAUAUCUAGACGAUAUUUCGUCUCAACUAUAUCUUUGUCUUCUUCAGAUGCUACCGUUACGGUGUCGACUUAACUGGAUAUGUUGGAAAUGUUCGCUUUACCACAAUCGGAAAAAAAGAAAAUUGAUCUUUUCUAACAGGAUACUGCAUCGUCGCCUUUGGCAAUUUUCCUUCAGGUUUCACACCGGUAACUAUAAAGAUUGCUGCACAUUGGUGUGCGAAGCUUAUGUACUAUGGCAGCAGUUUACCGACGUAUCAGAAGAACAUAUUUCCCCCAUUUGCAAUGUCGAAAAAUAAUCCAAACAAAAAGUUGCUUGUUGCUUGCUGCUUGCUGCUUGCUGGUUGCUGCUUGUUCGGCUUAUUUUCGACCCUGAAAAUGGAUACAGUAAUUUCCUUUGAAACGUCUGCAAACUUCUGCAAGAAACACAGCAUUCGUAUGCCAGAAGAUGGUGCCUUUAAACGUUCCAAGUUGCUGGAUUUUGUAACCUCCAAGGUCCCCACAUGUAGUGCUCCCGAAUUGACUUCCCUGGGGCAGUUUUGGAGCCGUUGGACAUGUAGAGAGCUGUGAAGUGUUUAGGCACAUGAUUGCGACAGCUGCUGUACAUGUGCCGCGAGAAAUACUCUGUGAUUUGGCUGAGAGGAUGUCGUCCUGAAAUUUGCCCCAGCGCAAGUAGGACACAAGUGAAACUUAACUGAUGCUAAGUGGAAGCCUGUAUCGUACGUUCAGUUUUUGUGUCAUAUUUUGGUUACUAGUUGGCAUCACUUUGAAAUAUCGGCACGUGUCUUCUGAAUAUCUUGUUAUGUACUAUAGUUAGAAUGUAAAAUGAAAAAAAAAAUAAUAUUAGAGUCAAUUUCACCGACUA